Molecule: messenger RNA, 1768 nt
Organism: Perca fluviatilis (European perch)
Lineage: Eukaryota; Metazoa; Chordata; Actinopteri; Perciformes; Percidae
Gene: ints12
Product: integrator complex subunit 12
Exons: 8
Coding region: 159-1523 (454 amino acids)
Biological process (GO): snRNA 3'-end processing
Cellular component (GO): integrator complex
Source: RefSeq, a predicted model, not a curated record
ACGGUUGCACAGGUAGGGAAGCGUCCGCCCCGGCUCUCUGCUUGACGGGUAGAGUGUUGUUCAACCGUUAACGAAAGUAGCUGGUUAAAGGGGGCAGGUUUUUACCAGAAUCAGCAGAGUGUAAGGAAAAUAAGGACAGACUCAACCCUGUUAAAGCCAUGGCUGGACCUGUCAGUCUGGAGCUGGAUCCCAUCUUCCUAAAGGGGCUGAGUUACCUGCACUCCAAGAGUAAAGACUCCGCUGAGAAACUCAAAGCUUUACUAGAUGAGUCACUGUCAAGAGGAAGUGACUCAUCUUACCGUUCAUUACAAAAAGAUAUAGAAGUGUCCAAGGGGUCUGUGUCAAAACUGAGCUUAAGUAAACAGGACUCCAAGUCCUCCUCAAGUUCUUCAUCCUCCAGCAGCAGCAGUAGCAGUAGCAAAUCCAGCUCGGAAAAGAACAAGAAAGAGCCAGAGAAGAGACCUGCUGAGAAGGUCAGGGUUGACUUGGGUGAGGUGGAUCCUCCGAAAAAGCCUCGUUUGGAGAAACAGGAGAAUCGUUCUUCCCCAAUUACCGUUCAGACGAGCAAAGACCUCCUGCCAAACAUAAAUGACUACGAUGAGACCAAUGCCGAUGACUUUGCCAUGGAAAUGGGCCUGGCUUGUGUGGUCUGCAGACAAAUGACCGUGACCAUGGGGAACCAGUUGGUUGAGUGCCAGGAGUGUCAUAAUCUGUACCACCAGGACUGUCACAAGCCCCAGGUGACAGACAAAGAAGUGAAUGAUCCACGGCUUGUGUGGUAUUGUGCCCGCUGCACCAGGCAAAUGAAGCGUAUGGCCCAGAAACCGCCACAGAAGCCCUCCCCUGCAUCUGCAUCAUCAGCACCUAUUGUAAAAGACACACUGGUGAAAAAGACAGAGCUUAAAGCCAAGCCUGACACAGCCAGCACCUUCCAAGCCUUCAAAAGAACAGAAGUGAAGGCAUCCACAACAUCAGCCAAUCCCACCAGCAGCAGCUCCUCUUCCUCAGGCAGUGGUCUUACAGGCUGGGCUGCAUUUGGCGCUAAGACAAACCCAUCUCUUCCUGCCAGCUCCAAACUAGGUUCCUCAGGCCCAAGUGGGAGCCACAAGACCUUGACAACUCCCUCUGGCCAGAAACCUGUCGGGCUGUCUGGGCUAGCAGGAGCCAAGUCAGGACUUGGGAGUGCAAAGAUACCUGGGAGCGGCAACGGAAACGGCUCUAGCCAGGUGCCUCUAAAACCUCCUCCACCCCUGACUCUGGGUAAGCAGCCACUGAACCGCUCUUCGAGUGGUGAAAGCCAAGGGAAAGGGUCUUCUUCAUCAGGGGCCGGCUCCCCAAGCGGCUCCCAGGCAAGUGGAGGAGGGAAUGGAGGCAACAACGGAGGAGGGAACGGGAACAAUGGGAAUGGGUCAAAGGCCGCACCAGGGGACAAAGCACCAACUUCCCAAGAGUCCCAGCUUAACGCCAUGAAACGGUUACAACUGGUGAAAAAGAAAGCAGCGCAGAAGAAACUUAAGAAAUGAGUAGAGGUAGAGGGAAACCAAGAGGGGGAGGAGCUGUGAGGGAGUAGGAAAACAUGCUUAAACAGUGUGGGAUUAGUGCCAGAGCAUUCUGUUUGUAAUCUGUACACGAGUAACACCAUCCAGUCAAAUACUUGAAUCUUGCUUUGUGUAAAUGCUGCUGGACUGUGUACCUUGUUCUGUCCAAGUCUAACUGUUGAAAAAGUCAUUUUUUUAUCAACAAACGUCAUUAAAUCUUUUCUCAUUAA